AUGCCCUCAUCUAGAGGAGAUCAAAGCAGGAAAAAGAUAAGGGGAGAGAAGACAGCUCUCCUCCUUCCACCCUCAAAAAAAGAAGGCUAUUUCCUGGUUGGACAUCAUCAGGUUGAAUUUGCUGAACAAAUUCAUUACACAAUCAAAAAAGAAUGUUUUUAUGCAGACUUCUGCUUCAUUCAAGAUGGAGUAACAGGGACCAGAGUCAGCUUCUUGCCUGAAGCCACAAAAAUAUCAGAUCAAACAUAUGAAACACCAACACUCAAGACUUUGGAACAUCAGGCAACAAAGGAAAGUGACCCCUGA
Molecule: messenger RNA, 306 nt
Organism: Rangifer tarandus platyrhynchus (Svalbard reindeer)
Lineage: Eukaryota; Metazoa; Chordata; Mammalia; Artiodactyla; Cervidae
Source: the annotation of a GenBank genome assembly